AUGAGGCAACAGCGUCAGAAUAUGGAUACUAUCCGGCAACACUGUCUUCGCAUAGCAAAUACACAAUUCCAACUUGAUGAUAACAGGGAACAAAAUUUAUUUGUCUUGCGCGCAGUAGACGGUGACAAAGGAAUAAAUAAUAAAGUAACGUACAGCAUCACUCAAGGCCCGCGAUACUUAUUCGACAUAGACGCAAGUUCCGGUUUAGUAUUUACCAGGGCGCAACUAGACAGAGAAGCGGAAGAAAACGCGGAAGGUGCAUUUGUAUUGGAAAUUACAGUGAGGGAAGUGUCGAAAACAGUACCUGCACCAUCAGUGUCGACUGAAGUUACUAUUAUUCUUACGGACGUUAACGACGAGACCCCGAGAUUCCGAAGUUCACGAUACCGCGCCGAGAUAAAUGAAAACGCGCCAUACAAUACUCCGGUUAAUUUCAUCGGAGAUGCGAUACCGGAAGCCUACGAUCAUGACCUGGGAACGAAUGGUACCUUUAGAAUAUUUAUCGACGGUGACGAUGGAAUAUUUGACGUGACACCAUCAAGAGGAAUUAAUGAAGCUCCUUUCUUAAUACGUGUAAAAAAUUCUAGUAAACUCGAUUUUGAGUCGAAAUCAGAGGUUAAUUUUACGUUAAUUGCAAAGGAAGUCGUGCAAGUGAAACCGAAAUACAGUAUCGUACCGGUGACGGUGUUCGUAAAAGAUCAAAAUGACAACUAUCCAGAGUUCACGGAAAACAUCUAUGAGGUCUCAAUUCCGGAAAAUUGCGCUGUCGGAACUACAGUAGCCUGGGUUCAAGCACUCGAUGAGGACAGUGGCAAUUUUGGAACUCGAGGAAUUAGAUACACACACUUAGGAGGCAGCAUUGGGCACGCGCUAACAAUGGAUCCUUUCACUGGUGUAAUCACAGUUAAAGAACUGGGUCCGAGUUUCGAUCGAGAACUAGUCUCCCGACAUUAUUUAACUGUUGAGGCAAGGGACGAUCUUGGUAAAGGUAACCGUAAUACAGCCCAACUGAUUGUGAACGUGAACGAUGUGAAUGACAACGCGCCUGUAUUUUUGCAAAAUAAAUAUGAGGCUGUACUAUUGGAAAAUGAAGAUAAUUUCGAAUCAUCGUUAAUCGUUGAAGCUUUUGACAUCGAUUUAAAUGGUACCAAGAACAGCCAAGUAAUCUACGCCCUCGUAGCGGGGGAAUUUUCACGAAAUUUCAGCAUCGAUCCGAAACGCGGUACCAUUGUCCCAACAACACCACUAGAUUACGAAGCAUUACCUAUCAGUCAAGGACACAAAGAAACGUCCGUGCGCCCAUUGAGAUUGACAGUACGCGCCAGAGAUGCGGGUACACCGAGUUUGAGUUCUGAUGCGCCAUUAAUAAUUUACCUCAAGGACAUUAACGACAACGCACCCGCCUUCGAAAGAACGUUGUACAAGAGAAGCAUACCUGAAGAUUUAGCUGGUGGUACCAGCGUGGUUCAGGUUAAAGCCUGGGACAAGGAUUUAUCACCGCCUAAUAACAAAUUAGUUUAUAGGAUACAAAGUGGUGCAGGUGAUAAAUUCGUAAUUAGUCCCGAGUCGGGCGUGAUUAGGGUUGCUCCAGGUUCCAAUUUAGAUCCAGAUCUCACUUCCUCGAAAACUACGAGAUAUAGCCUAAAUGUUUUUGCAAUUGAUAGCGGGACGGAAAUUCAAAGGACAGCUGAAGUUCUUGUUAAUAUUACAAUUGUGGACGUCAAUAAUAAGCCGCCAGUUUUCAUCGAUCCCGGUACUGUUACCAUUCGCGAAAAUACCCAGGUUGGAGCGUACGUACAUCGCAUUGUUGCUAACGACCCAGACAUUGCACCGAUUUUACGUUAUCGUAUCGAUCCGAAUUCUUCUGAAGCAAGGAAUGAAGAAGGGACAUUAAUUAAGAUUCAAGAAUAUGAUUAUCUGUCCGCAUUAGAAUUAAAUGCAUUAGACGGUUUGCUUCGAGUAGUUAAGUUGUUAGAUAGAGAAAGAGUAGAAACGAUAAGACUGGGUCUCGUUGUUGAGGAUUUAGCUGCAGUUAGAGGAAUACAAUCUGCUCUCGCUACGUUGUAUAUAAUAAUAGAGGAUGAAAACGAUAAUAAUCCAAGAUUCCGGAGACCAUUUUAUAAACGGUCAGUGACAGAGAACAGUAAAAAUGGCGUGAAUAUCGCUAAUAUUGUGGCUGAUGACGCUGAUAAGAAUCGUAGCAUUACUUACUCUCUGGAGAGUCCGAGAGAAUUGGCAGAUUUAGUACAUCUUGAUUCCGAAACGGGCGAAAUGGUCAUAGCGAAUAAAAUCGAUAGGGAACUAUAUUCUUGGCUGAAUCUGACAGUUAGAGCCAUUGAUUCAGGAAUACCAUCAAGAUCAAGUCUGUCGGAGGUUUACGUUCAGGUAUUGGACGAAAAUGAUAAUAAUCCGUAUUUCGUGACUGACAUUAGUAAUUUGACGGUGAUGGAGAAUUCUAAGAUAGGCACGGAGAUUGCGGUUAUUCAAGCUGAAGAUCCUGAUAGUGGAGAUUAUGGAAAAAUCACUUACCUACUCGAUAGAAUGUCGUCUCAAGGAACUUUUGCUAUUCAUCCUGAAUACGGUACUUUGACAGUAGCAGAUUCUAUCGAUUGGGAAACUAAACAAAGUUACGUUCUAGUAAUUGAAGCAUGGGAUAACUAUCAAUUUGGUUACACAGCUGGCGAAUCCAGGAACGCAUUCAAACAAAUUCAAGUGACAGUAACAGAUGUUAAUGACAAUCUUCCCAAAAUGGACAUACCUUCAACAUGCAUCACUAUAUCGGAAUUCCAUGAUGUCAAAGAUUUAAUUUUUGCCGUUAAAGCGAAAGAUGCUGAUGACCCAACAACACCUAACGGUCGUGUAAAAAUUAGAAUCCUUUCUGGAAACGAAUUAGGUUUAUUCAUUUUAGAACAGACGGAUUAUUGGACUGCGAAUUUGAAAGCAGCCCGUUCUCUUCGAGGAAAAUUUGGAAACUAUUCCUUGUCUUUGGAAGCACGUGAUCAUGGCAUUCCCUCUAACAAAGAAGCAUCAAUAUUAAACAUAUGCGUCACGGAUUACAAUGACAAUCCACCAGUGUUCAUUAGUCCUCAACAUAACACAACCAUCCGUGUACCAGAGAAUGUAACAGUCGGAACUGCAAUUAUUCAAAUUGAAGCUAAAGAUGCAGAUACAGGCCCGAACGGUGAUGUUCAUUAUCGACUGAAACAAGACCUGGCUGGCCAUUGGAGAACUUUUCACAUUGACGAUACAACUGGAAUUAUUUCACUACAACUUCCAUUAGAUAGGGAAACUCAAAAAUUGUAUCAGAUCAGAGUAGAAGCGUACGAUGUAGGAACUCCAACUCCACUCAGUUCGGAUCUAGAUCUAAUAAUAUACGUUCGAAACAUCAACGACUAUGAGCCUCAAUUUUUAGUGGACAUUUUUAAUACUAAUUUAACAGAGGAGCAAUUUCCGGGUACAGAAACGAUAUUGCUUCCACAGACCGUCGAUAGAGACGAUAUCGAUGAACUCGAUGAUCCUCCGGCUCAAGUCUGUUACUUUAUCGUUAGUGGAAAUGACGAUGGUUUAUUUAUUCUUGACAUAUUUAAACAUGAAUUAAGCACGGCCAAGAAAUUAGAUAGAGAACAACAGCAGCAACAUUUGUUGAUUAUAAAAGCAACAGAAGACUGUAAUACAGUUCCAGCAAAUGAUAGUUAUUACGAUGAUACCACCGACACUACGUUGAAAGUUAUUAUAGAUGUAGUCGAUGUAAAUGAUAAUCCGCCAAAAUUCGUUAGUAAAAUAUUUACUGGAGGUGUCACCACAGAAGUUGACUUUGGUACUCAAUUUAUGCAAGUCAAGGCGGUUGAUCUAGAUGCCGGUGAAAAUGCAAUUAUUAAUUAUUACCAAAAGGGUAAAAUUCACAUGACUUUGACAGAAGGACUGGAUGAUAUUCAGAUACAACCUUUCCUGGUGAAUAAACUUACCGGAGUCGUGAGUCUGAAUUUUGAUCCGCAAAGAGGAAUGAAAGGAUAUUUCGAUUUUAUGGUCCUAGCUAAUGAUUCGCGUGGUCUUCAAGAUACUGCAAGAGUAUUUAUUUACUUGUUACGCGAGGAUCAAAGAGUUCGCUUUGUAUUGAGACAGCAUCCAUCAGAAAUACGGAAUAGAAUAGACACAUUUAGAGUGACAUUGGGCAACGUGACUGGAGCAAUAGUAAAUAUCGACGAGUAUAAAACCCACGAGAAUCACGACGGUUCCGUCGACCGAACGAAAACUGACUUGUAUUUGCACCUUGUAAACCGUCGAGACAAUUCCAUUCUCGAAGUGUCCGAGGUUCUCGAAUUAGUCGACAGAAACAUUGAGAAGCUCGAUGGUCUGUUCAAGGAAUUCAAUGUUCUCGACACGCAACCGGCACAGUAUCAGCCGAUUGUUCAGUACGAGCAGGCUGGGACGACUUUUUGGCUCCUGACUUUGACCCUGUUUCUCGGCGCUUUGCUAAUUUUGUGCAUAGCCUUGUGCCUUUCGCAAAGAGCCUCAUUUCGUCGGCAAUUGAAAGCAGCGAAUGCGUCUCCCUUCGGUACGUCAGACGCUGAGUUUAUCAGAGGACCUGGACGCGUUCCUAACACGAACAAACAUAGCGUGGAAGGUUCUAAUCCAAUAUGGAUGCAUGCUUAUGAGAAUGAGUGGUUCAAAACUGACGAAUCCAUUAGUCACACAUCCGAACGAGACUCUCUUGAUGAGAAUGCACUGAACAACGAAGAAAUGAUGAACGAAGUUAAUACAAAUCAAAGAAACGAAGACAAACCUUACUAUAUUGAGCCGAGGGUGUCCUCUGUUUCAAGCUUGGAAAGCAUAGCGAAUAUUCCAAAUGACUUCCACCACACUUCAUCGUUACAUCGAACACACAAUACGAUUGUGAAUCCUCUUGGCAAGAAAAUCGAGACAACAGAGCUUUAACCAAACAUCGAUGGUAGUAUUAAGUUAACAGAUUUCUUUCAGUGGUAAUACCUGCGAUCGUAAGGAAACUGUAUAUUUAGGAGUGUUCGUGUAUAUAGU
This is a messenger RNA of Dufourea novaeangliae, 5034 nucleotides long. RefSeq names its product cadherin-23. Gene Ontology annotation, molecular function: calcium ion binding. Bases 1 to 4935 code for a protein of 1644 amino acids. The transcript has 21 exons. NCBI's taxonomy places the organism in Eukaryota, Metazoa, Arthropoda, Insecta, Hymenoptera, Halictidae. Gene Ontology annotation, cellular component: plasma membrane. The record is from RefSeq and is a predicted model, not a curated record. Gene Ontology annotation, biological process: homophilic cell-cell adhesion.